GCUUCGCUUCGCUCCGUUCUCUCACGGACUCAUAUCAAAUAUUUCCACAAAAACGCAUGGCCCCCAUCACCGCCGACAUGAGUGAGUCCGUGAGCCAGCAUGAUCCUCCGCGCCGGAUGCGUCUUGGCACCAAGUCGUGCGCGGAGUGUCGGCGCCGUAAGAUACGCUGCAUCGUGCCGGAUGGCGCCCAGGUCUGCCACUCUUGCGCGCUUCACGACGUCGCCUGCGCGCCGCAGCAGCCUCGCCCCCGCGACCGGACGCAGGCGGAUCAGGCCGCCGCGCUUCGCAAGAGGGUCGCAGAGCUGGAGAGCGUCAUCGGGCGCUUCCUCGAUAAGGUAGGCGAGGACCCGUCGCUCGCCGUACAGGCUCUGCAGGCCGGAAGCCUUGAGGCAGGGAACGCCGCGGUGUCCCUCCAGAAGAACAAGAACAAGAACAAGAACAAGCAAGCGGGUGGGACGCAGGACGAUGGCGAGAGAUCCUGCUCGGCGGAUACGGGCCACACGGGCCGCUCAGCGUCACCAGGCUUGCCGACGCCCUCGGCUUCGGAUGAAGGAGGUCACCAGCGUAGAAGGAGCCCAGGACACUCAGAGGACGAGGCGGCGGAGAACCCCGCAUACGCGCCGCUGGUACAGCUCUUCCGCGAUGCGCUGCUCAUCCGCGAUCAUGAGGGGUCGGUGCUCGACGAUGACCACGAGCACCAGCCGGCCGUGCAUCACCUCCAAGACGAGCUCAGCCAGCUCCGGCCCGACAUUCCCCAAGAGCACAUCGUCCGGCUCAUGAUGCGGGAGACGACGAUAUACUGGGCCAUGUGGAGCACCUGCUACUCCGACUACGAGUCGCGAGUCCCGUGGCAAGGCUGCCCGCUGGCCGAGGUCGAAGACUACGUCGUGGCGGCCCUCGCGCGGCCGAGAUUCGACUCGACUGCCUGCAAGGCCCUCUCGUGGCUCGCCCUCUGUGUGCAGCAGCUGCCGACGGAGUGGCUGCGGCAGCAUAUGCCUUCCACUCGGCGUCAGCCGCUUCUGGACUCGUACGUCAAGUACACACACGCCGUGCUCUCUCUGCAAGGCGAGGACACGCUCGAUGGGAUCCAGUGUCUGCUUCUCCAGUUCAAGCUGCUCAUCAACAUGGGCCGGCCGCGGCGUGCCUGGUCGUGCGUGCGUCGCGCCAUGACCUCCGCCACCAUCCUCGGCUUCGACCGCCCCAACGACGGGUCCGAAGCCAUGAGGUUGAAGAAGAGCUUGUGGUCGCAGGCUUGUCACUUCGAGCUCAAUCUUUCCAUGGUGCUGGGCUAUCCGUCAGCUACGCUGUCCAUGUAUCCCAAACCCGGUGACAUUCAGCCCCUGGGGCCGCUCGGGGCCCUUGCGCAGGCCAUCCUCCAUCGCAUGGUCCGCAUCAUCGGAGCGAUUGUCAAACGCGACCAAGACUGUGACGCCGCUUCGUACGAGACUACGCUUCAGAUCGACCGGGAACUCGAGGAGGCCAGGGGGUUGUUCCCUCAGGCCUGGUGGGGGCAACACUCGCCCGGUGCGAGCCUCAGCCAAAUCUACCAGCAGGAGAUCUCGAAGCUGCUCUUCUUUUCGCUCUUCAAGAUCGCGCACUCACCAUACAUGCUAAAGUCGACCACGGACGCGCGAUACGAGCUCAGUCGCGUGAGGGCCAUGGAGGGCUCGCGAGAGGUCAUCCGCACGUACUUGCGCCUGCGCAACUACCCCGGCGCCGAACUCAUCAUCUGCGACCUCAUGGACUUUCAAGGCUUCAGCGCCGGCCUCACCCUCGUCGUUGGUGCGCUGUCCCGACACUGCGCCACGGGCGAGCCGUUUGAAGCCUUCUCCGAGGACUGGAGCCUGAUGGAGGGCCUCAUCAUGAGCCUCAGGCGCACGGCGGACCUCCUCGACUGCCGCGUCGCGGAGCAGAGCGCCAAGGUGCUCGAGCUGCUCUCCUCGGGCCACGAUGGCAGAGAUGGCGACAUUGAGGCCGUGGUCCCCUACUUUGGGAGGAUGCGCAUCCGCAAGCCGGCGCCGAGGACGGCCCAGUCCGUCAGCGCAAUGUCCUCGGGCACGCAGCCCAACGUUUUGCUCGGCUAUCACACGCGUCCGCCGAGCGCCAUUGAAGUGAGCGCUUGCGAGUGGCCCACGAUGCUACCAAUGGAGAUUAUCGACGAUGACGAGUUGAGGGGGGACUGGUUUGCCGUCACGGAGAAUGGAGGCCAGUACAGCUGGCACCAGACACUGAGUACAUUUGCCAUCUCGUAGCCUUGUACUUCGUAGGUAUAUGUGGAAAGCUGUCUUGCACGUAAUAGAUACCCCACUCAAAGGCUCGUCCGAAAUUUG
Messenger RNA from Purpureocillium takamizusanense, 2330 nucleotides. RefSeq lists its product as uncharacterized. Gene Ontology annotation, biological process: DNA-templated transcription; regulation of DNA-templated transcription. Gene Ontology annotation, molecular function: zinc ion binding; DNA-binding transcription factor activity, RNA polymerase II-specific; DNA binding. The record is from RefSeq and is a predicted model, not a curated record. The coding region runs from base 57 to 2252 and encodes 731 amino acids. NCBI's taxonomy places the organism in Eukaryota, Fungi, Ascomycota, Sordariomycetes, Hypocreales, Ophiocordycipitaceae. The transcript has a single exon.